Peniophora sp. CBMAI 1063 is the source of this 2559-nucleotide messenger RNA. NCBI's taxonomy places the organism in Eukaryota, Fungi, Basidiomycota, Agaricomycetes, Russulales, Peniophoraceae. The record is from the annotation of a GenBank genome assembly.
AUGAGCGCCGCCGAUGCUUUCUACAUGUUUGAUGGCGGGCAACGGAUGGGCGCUUCAGCUGUCUUCGCAUUCGCCCUGCUAUCCACUAUGGCCCUAGCCCUUGUCAGUGUCCGUGUCGCCUAUGUCUGCUCGAUCGCGUACGCCAAGGGUGCCGCAGUCGAGAACGUCGGCCGUGAAGGCUACUUUCUACUCAAGACCCAGCUCGGCCAGUUCGCAGGCAGUUUACUAGUGGCAAACCUCUUCACGUCCAUCAGUGGGUUGGUGGAGAUCGAGUGGAUAGCCUUGGACGGCGUUCAGCACGGUUCAACGUGCAAUUCACAGGGAGUCUUCAGCCAGAUCGGCGAGUUUGCGACCGCAUACUUCAUCGUGGUCAUGGGCAUCCACACUUUCAUCACCCUGGUACUGAGGACACACCACGCCUCUUGGUUCGUGUUAUCGUCGAUUGCAGUUGGCUGGAUCGCAGCGGUCGUCAUUGCUGCCGCACCCGUCUCUGUCGACUCGAGCUCUUUGGGUCCUCUCUAUGGCUUUGUCGUCAUCGACUGUGGCAUAACGCGUGCAUACCCUGUGGCCCAUGUCCUGCUGUACUUCGUCCCUCUUUUUCUCUCAUGUUUCACAUCUGUUAUCAUUUAUUCCCUUAUCUUCCUCGUACUUCGUGGCAAUAUCACCGUGAACGGCGGUCUCAAGUUCCAUAUGGUCGCGCAGGGAGAGAGUUGGCGUUCGAGGGAUAGCGGAGUCGAGCGCUACAUGCGGUUCGUACGGUCAGUGGCGAGGAGCAUGAUAUGGUUCCCAGCCGCAUUCAUGCUCUGCAUCAUCCCCAAUGCAAUCUGUCAACUCUUGGAGACUUCCGGAUACUCCACUGCAUCCGGUGGCCAGACAUUCACCCUCGUCCUUCGGCAUACGAACGGCAUUCUCGACGUGCUCAUCUUCUACAAUGUCUUGCGGGUACUCGGUCCCGCUCUGGAUACCGGCGCUAUGACACAGGUCGAGAAGGCGAUGGCGAAGGAGGAUAUGCUACCGGGCAGCGCUUCCGGGACAGGCUAUGGACGCUCGUUCCUCGACGAUGACAGUCAAGGACAACGGCCACACGCGCCUAUGCCCUCUCCGAGCUUGCGCAAGCCGUGGCAGAACCACAAAGCUCACGGAUCGGAUGGCUCAGCCAACUCGCGAACGCACUUGCUCCCUCCCAGCAGCAAUCCAGCCAUGUCCUAUACCGAUUCGAUGCCUUCUUCCUCUCGUCAAACCGGCAGCGAUCUGGGUCACGGUCGUAAUGUGACGAAGCAGAUGAUCUCCAAGCCUGUUCCCGUAGAUCUAGACGCGCCGACCGCGUCUACUACGCAGGCGCAUCCUGCUCCGGAGACAUCGCAGCAUCGCGCAAACGACACUGCAACGCUGAGCGAUUUCCUGCGCACUACCGGCAACAAACCCUUCAUGGCGCGCAAUGCGAUGCACAAGCCUCUCCCUCUACUCCCGGAGAUUCGCAAGUCACUCGCUCGGUUCUCGUUCCAUCAUGGCCAUAUGAAUAAUGCAACGGGCGCCGCCAAGCGAGUCGCGCCUCCAACUGUGCCUCCUCCGCGCAUUCCAGGAGCUUCGCUCGCGCCAUUGGCGGAUCAUGCACUCGCACCUGCACCCACCCGUGUAGCGGCGCCUACCCCUGCCCGUGCAGAGGCAGUAGAGUCCAGCUCGGAUGAUAUGGAGGCGUCCCCGGCCCGCACGGACGAGCAAGAUAUCGUCUUGAUGCCCUUCUCGGCAACAUCAGCGACAUCGCGCCGCCAUACGCUCUCUGUGCCCGGUGAUCGAGCGACGGCCGUCAUCAGCAUGUACAUGCAUCGCCGCUCCACGCGCGAGAGUGCCCUCCCCGACUUUCCCAUCACCGCCUCCGACUGGCUAGAAGCGACCAAGACUCCGUAUGUCAUCAAGGAGGAUGCGCGUGACUACAUCAGUGCAGCACCGCGCUCGCGCUCCCUACGGAGUCGUUCGCCUUCCCCGCAACGACCUGCUCCUCCCAGGCGUAUAGACACGCUACCUCGGCGGGGUCAAUCAUUGGACGACGUGGCGCCUGCAACUGCAGCCGUUACCGAGUUUGACAUGAACGACUACAUGCCUUCGACGCCUCCCCCUGUUCCCGCUCUCCCUCGUCUAGUGGAGAUGCCGCAGGAUUGCCCGACCCCCAACCUUCCGUCUCCCAAUGUUCCUUGCUCUGUCGCUCAAGGCUCUCCUGCACAAACGGAGAUGGACAUGACCGACUACUACACCGACCAAGGUCAUGGCGAAGAGCACGACGAGGUUCCCGAUAUGCUGCCGCUCCCUAAGUUCCGCCCAAGGCUGACUAUUUACGACGACGAACUGAGCAUCUACUCGGCGGUCACCUCGACAUUCGGUUUCGGCUCUCGUCCUCGCGAAAGCCCCGGCGCAGUUCGCGCGCUACCACUCCCGCCUCACAUGCGGUUGGAUGUUGUCGUCAGUCCCGUCAAGUUCGAUGUCAAUACACCUAAGGUCGUGACACCUCUGAGCUCGAGGCCGGCCGUGCCGCCCACGCGUGGAUUCCGCCCUAUCCCCUGA